Molecule: messenger RNA, 384 nt
Organism: Sclerotinia sclerotiorum 1980 UF-70
Lineage: Eukaryota; Fungi; Ascomycota; Leotiomycetes; Helotiales; Sclerotiniaceae
Exons: 1
Coding region: 1-384 (127 amino acids)
Molecular function (GO): S-adenosylmethionine-dependent methyltransferase activity
Source: RefSeq, a predicted model, not a curated record
AUGGCACAAAACAUCUACGACCAAGGGGACUUCCUCAAAGCAUAUGCCCAACUUCCACGUUCCCUUCAUGGCUUGGAAAAGGCUCCUGAAUUUCAAGUACUUCGCUCUUGGAUACCAGACCUUGAAGGAUUGAAUUUCCUAGAUCUUGGAUGCGGCAUUGGUUGGAUGUCUAGAUGGGCGCGAGAAAAUGGUUCCCAAUUUGUUCAGGGUGUAGAUGUGUCCAAGAAUAUGCUAUCUCGAGCAAAAGAAUACCCAGAAGACACUGCCAUUAAUUAUUGCAAAGCCGACCUGGAAACUCCAGAGCUGCCUCCAAAUACGUUUGACGUUGCUUAUAGCUCUCUGGCUCUACACUACAUCGAGAAUCUACCAGCUCUCGUCGAUUAA